CCAGAACCAUCGAAACCCAAAAUCAUUGUCCGAAUUCAAACACUUUGGAAACUUUUAAAGUUUGGUUUCACAUCUAAACACAGUCAAAUCACUUUUCAAACUAAAAGUCAAACUCUGGAGAAUAAACUAUUUCCCUCUUUAAUGGAAGUCUCUGCUUUCCCAUUCCCAUACCUACAAGACGACGAGUGUUCCCAUCUCCUUGGUCUAUUUCAGGACAUGGACUCUGCUCCUUCUGGUUUCGAAUUCGAAAAUGUUGGUAACGACAACACUAGGAAACGCCCAAGAAAGGAAGAAGAAGCUGUGAAUGGUAGUGAUAAGGCUGCAUCUGGAGAUAUACUGGCAUUGGACGAGGAAGCUAAACAGCAAGUGAAGACAAUGGAUGGUUACUACAACCAGUUGCAAGAACCCGAUGUUGCUCGUCCUAAACGACAACGUAAAGCAUCGGUUGAGGAAACCGCCUCCGCUGCUUCGGACAUCGCCAGCGGUUCCGGGUCUGGACCGAGUCACCACAGGAGGCUGUGGGUGAAGGAACGUACGACGGACUGGUGGGACCGAGUAAGCCGGCCGGACUUCCCGGAGGAGGAGUUCCGGCGAGAGUUUCGGAUGAGCAGACCGACGUUCGAUCUGAUAUGCGAGGAGCUGGACGCGACGGUGACGAAGAAAAACACGAUGCUCCGCGACGCGAUCCCAGCUCCCAAACGCGUCGCCGUCUGCGUUUGGCGUUUGGCAACAGGAGCUCCGCUUCGCCACGUGUCAGAACGCUUCGGGCUGGGGAUCUCCACGUGUCACAAGCUCGUCAUAGAGGUCUGCCGCGCGAUCUACGACGUCAUGAUGCCCAAGUAUCUCCUCUGGCCAUCGUCGGAUUCGGAGAUCCAAUCGACGAAAAGAAAAUUCGAAUCGAAUCACAAAAUCCCAAACGUCGUCGGAUCGAUCUACACCACUCAUAUCCCCAUCAUCGCUCCGAAAGUCCACGUGGCGGCUUAUUUCAACAAGAGGCACACGGAGAGAAACCAGAAGACGUCGUACUCGAUCACGGUCCAGGGGGUGGUCAACGCCGAGGGGAUCUUCACCGACGUCUGCAUCGGGAACCCGGGGUCCCUCACCGACGAUCAGAUCCUCGAUAAAUCCUCGCUUUCCAACCAACGCGCGGCGCGUGGGAUGCUACGCGACGGGUGGAUCGUCGGGAACGGUGGCUUCCCGUUGACGGACUGGCUUCUGGUGCCGUACGCGAGGCAGAAUCUGACGUGGACGCAGCACGGGUUCAACGAGAGCGUGGGCGGGAUUCAGAAGGUGGCGACGGAGGCGUUCGGGAGGUUGAAAGGGCGGUGGGCUUGUCUGCAGAAGAGGACGGAGGUUAAGCUGCAGGAUCUUCCGUACGUGCUGGGUGCUUGCUGCGUGUUGCAUAACAUUUGUGAGAUGAGGAAGGAGGAGAUGGUGGAGGGGGUGAAGUUCGAGGUGUUUGAUGAUGUGACUGUGCCUGAGGAUAAUAUACGAUCUGUGGCUGCGUCUAGCGCGAGGGAUCAAAUCUCUCAUAAUCUCUUGCAUCGUGGCCUCGCCGGGACAAGGACUCUGUAACUAAAAUGUGGACUCUGUUUUGUCUUGAUACUGAUUUUUAUUUUUUUUUGCAAAAUUCUUUUUCCAGAUUAGUUAAUACUUAGAAGAGAUUGGAUACAAAAAAAAAAAGCAUAGUUGAUUUGAGUGUAGUCAUUGGCUGGAUUUGUUUGUACUAUUAUAUUGGCAAUGUGUAAUCUUUAGUUCUCUAUACAAAUUGAAUUUAAAACCUUCGAAAGCA
Messenger RNA from Brassica rapa (field mustard), 1792 nucleotides. Its product is annotated as protein ALP1-like. The record is from RefSeq and is a predicted model, not a curated record. NCBI's taxonomy places the organism in Eukaryota, Viridiplantae, Streptophyta, Magnoliopsida, Brassicales, Brassicaceae.